Molecule: messenger RNA, 3558 nt
Organism: Closterium sp. NIES-65
Lineage: Eukaryota; Viridiplantae; Streptophyta; Zygnematophyceae; Desmidiales; Closteriaceae
Source: the annotation of a GenBank genome assembly
AUGGCAGCUCAGGCUGGCGGAAACGGCGGAGACGGUGGAGCGGGAGGCUUAGGGGGAGGCGGAGGCGGAGGCGGAGAUGGAAGCGGAGGCGGAAGCUUAGGCGGUCGUCCCGUGGGGGAUGAUUAUGUUCUGGAGAAGCAGAUAGGUUCGGGGUCGUUUUCCGUGGUGUGGAGGGGUAGGAGGCGGUCGACGGGCGACGCGGUGGCGAUUAAGGAAAUUCCGACGGAGAAAUUAAGUGCCAAGCUGCACGAGAGUCUCGAGUCGGAGAUUGCGAUUCUGAAACGCGCAAGGCAUCCCAAUAUCGUUCAUCUAUUGGACAUAGUUAAGACCUCGUCGCGUAUGUUCCUUGUCCUGGAGUACUGCGCGGGUGGUGACCUCUCGCACCACAUCAGGCGGGGCGGGGCGGUGAAAGAGGCGGCAGCCCGGCACUUCAUGCGGCAGCUGGGAGCGGGACUGCAGGUGCUGCGAGCCAACAACCUUAUUCACCGGGAUUUGAAGCCCCAGAACCUCCUGCUAUCUGAGCGCACCUCUGCUGCAGUGCUCAAGAUUGCAGACUUCGGAUUCGCCAGGUCGCUGCAGCCACAGGGCCUGGCGGAGACGCUGUGUGGAUCUCCCCUGUACAUGGCGCCAGAGAUCCUGCAGUGCCAGCGAUACGACGCCAAGGCGGACUUGUGGAGUGUGGGCGCCAUUCUCUUUGAGCUUGUUGUGGGGCGACCACCUUUUGGCGGUCAGAAUCACGUGCAUCUGCUGCAAAACAUCAAGAGAAGCGAGGCACGUGUACCGCGCGACAUUGCUGCAACUCUUUCGGACGACUGUCUCGGGCUCAUCCGCUCUCUGCUCAAGCGGAACCCCGUGGAGCGGCUGUCAUUUGAACAGUUCUUCAAUCAUCCUUUCCUUGGCUUAGCAAGUUCCCCUCAGUCUAUCUGGCAACCACCAGCCUCCUUCACCAACCCAGCUGCUCAGACCGAACCACCGCCACUCCGUACCGAACCUCCGCCACUUCGUACCGAGCCUCCACCGUUCCCUGCCGAACCUCCAUCAUCCUCCCCCGAACCUCCGGCUCCACCACAGAGUUCCAGGCCUCCCGCAGCUGUUUCUGCCCCUACAACCCCUGCCACCACCCCUUCGGCUCCUGCUGCUUCUCCUGGUGCAGGGGGGGUUGCGCCUGCUCCUCCAACCUCCCCCUCCUUUACUCCCCUACCUCAUACCCCCCUGCCUCCCCCCUCCCUUACUACCCCUGCCCCUGUUCCCCCGUUUCCCCCUCCCCUUAACCCCCCUGCCCUGCCUGCCCCCUGCGCUACCCCUCUGUCCGCCCCGCCUUCGCCCCCAUAUCGCUCCGCUUCCCCACACCUUCCCCCUGGGCCCUCCCAGCAUGCCAAGUUCCAGCAACAACAGGGACAGCAGCAGCAGCGUCAGAAUCACUCAGCCCUUGUGUCGAAACCAGAGAGGGGAGUAGAGGCAGCAGCAGCAGCAGGAGCAGGAGCAGGAGCAGGAGCAGGAGCAGGAGCAGGAGCAGCAGCAGAGGCUGUACUACCCCCAGCAGCAGAGACAACUGUGCAAGCCACACUGGCCGGACCAUCGCUGGCAGCAACGGUACCGCUCUCAGUGGCAGUGGCGCCGUCCCCAGCACCACCGUUGGUGCCUGCACCGCUGCUCCCUGCAGGGGAUGAAAGAGGAGGCACGGACUCGUUCGAGAUGCUUGAAGGGGACUACGUCGUCGUGGACCACCCAUCCGAACCCUCUCUGUCCGCCGAUCAAUCAGCCUCUGCCAACCCAUCUCUCAGCCAGUCGAGCCAACAUCAACAAGUGAAGGCAGCAGGCUCUGCCUCGGCAUUCCCUGCUGCUGCAGCAGCUGCACUCCUCGGCACGCCCCGCACAGGUUCUCUGGCCAGACCUGCUCCUGGUAGCCUCGGCAGCGAUGUGGGUGCAGGUGUGGGUGUGAGUGUGAGUGCUGCAUCAUCAUUGAGUGCAGCAGGUUUGCCUGCUGGAGGGGAGCCGGACAGAGGCGGACUGAUGCAGAAUGAACAGCAGAAAGGACAGACACAGCAGCAGAUGCAGAUUCAACAGCAGGAGCAGCAGGUGUUUCAGCAGCAUCCUCAGGAGCGGAUUGCCUUCCUCAGACAAAGCGGGCGUUACAUUGCAGAAAUUGCUGCUAGCAAGCUGGAAGCAGCAGCACCGCUCGCCUCGCUCUCCGUCCACCUCGUUGCACUCGCGGUGGGGUGGGGAAAGAGGCUCUCACGCUCUCCCAUGCCUGUGCCUCUCCUCCCACCUCCCAUCGUUCCCCCUCUUCAGCUGGAAGCAGCAGCACCGCUCGGCUCGCUCUCCCUCCACCUGGUCGCUCUCGCGGUGUGGAAAGAGGCUCUCACGCUCUCCCACGAAUGGGCUGCCACCAGUGCCACUAGCACCACCAAUGCCACCAUUGAUACCUAUAACGGUGGUGCUCAUAGUGGUGAUGCUUAUAACGGGGGUGCUUCUAGUGGUUCUGGUGGAAUGAUCCCGUUGCGCAGGAGCAGCAGCGUGGGGGGGCAUGGAGGCAGCAUGGGGGGACAUGGGGGCAGCAUGGGGGGACAUGGGGGCAGCAUUGGCGCCCAUGGGGGCAGCAUUGGCGCCCAUGGGGGCAGCAUGGGCGCUCAUGGGAGCGGGGAGGAGGCAGCAGCAGCAAUGGCGUGUGACUUGGUGGAAGCAGAGUUCCUGGCGGCUGUUGAAACAGCAGAGACCGUUGCUGCUGCUGUUGACAGGGACGGUGAGUGCGACAUAAGGAAAGAAGUGGGAAAGAAGGUCAUGUCAUACAGUAUAGGUAAGUGGGCAGCAGCAGCGGUGGCGUGUGACUUGGUGGAAGCAGAGUUCCUUGCAGCUGUUGAGACAGCAGAAAUUGUUGCUGCUGCUGUUGACAGGGAUGGUGAGUGCGGUACGGAUGGGUGGAUGGGAUUGAUGAGGUGUGGUAUACCGUAUAGAGCAGCGAUGGCAUGCGACUUGGUAGAAGCAGAGUUUGUUGCAGCUGUGGAGACAGCAGAGGCGGUUGCUGCUGCUGUUGACAGGGAUGACCCAUCACCCGUGCCUGAUGCUCUGGAGAUGGUCUAUCAGACUGCCCUCAUCGCUGGUCGCUCUGCUGCUGUUGAGGAGCUGAUGGGAAACAUGGCGUCGGCAGCAGCAGCCUAUGCUCGCUCAGCCACGCUCUUCGCCUUCCUCCUGCACCUCGCCCCUCGCCUCCCCAUCUCCCCGCCCCUCCGCCUUUCCCCUGCCGACCGCCACCGCCUCACCAAGUACCAUGAUGGGCACUGCUCGGCUGUUCUCUUCUCCUCCCUCCUGCCUUUCGCUCAGCACCGCCUCUCCUCCCCUCCCUUGCCGACCUUCUCCUCUCCCCUUUCGCUCACCUCUUCUCCUCCCCUCACCAAGUACCAUGACGGGCACUCUACUGCUGUCCUCUUUCCCCUCCUUCGUGCACCUCGCUCCACGCCCCCUCUCCGCCUCUCCCCUGCCGACCACCACCACCUGGCGAAGUUUCACAACAGGGUGCUGGCCCGCCAGGAGCACUGCAGUGCUGCGCUGCACUGCUGA